Molecule: messenger RNA, 912 nt
Organism: Cetraspora pellucida
Lineage: Eukaryota; Fungi; Glomeromycota; Glomeromycetes; Diversisporales; Gigasporaceae
Source: the annotation of a GenBank genome assembly
AUGUGUUUGCAAGACCAACCUGAAACUAGUGAUCAACCCAAAAAUAAUGACCAAUCCAAAAAUAAUGACCAAUCCAAAACUAGUGACCAACCCGAAACUAGUGAUAAACCCGAAACUAGUGACCAACCUAAAUAUUUAUUACUAUACCAAAGUAUUUAUAAAGAAUUGUAUAAUGAUUUAUAUAAAAAUAGUUGUAGAUAUUAUGAGCCAGAAGAUAGUUGUGAAGAGGAUAAGCCAGAAGAUAGCAUAUUGAAAGAAAUUUAUAACUUUGAAAUAAGAACAGUAAGAGUGGAAAAGGGUGAGAGUAAUUGGGCAAGAAAGACAUAUAAGUGCCAUCAUGGUGGAAAAUAUGUAUCAAAAAAAAGAUUGAAUUCUACACAAAAUAGAGAUCGAGAAUCAGUCUGUAUUAAUUGUGGGUUUACAGAUUCUCUUCAAGAAUUCUUACUAGCAUUACGUAGGAUACCAGAUGAUAUAAUGAAUGAAAUCAAAUUUUAUAUACAAGAGUAUCAAUUAGGGGCUACUGUUUUAAAAAAAAUAUUAAGAAAAAAGUAUCUAGAUCAAAACAUUUACUACCAAGAUCUUUAUAAUGCAAUACAUAAAUUUAAAGCUGCUUUGGAGGAUUGUUCAGAAGGUGUUUUGAGUAAAAUAUGGAAGGUUAAGCAUCUUCAAACUAUUACAAAUAAAUCUCAGCAAAAAAUAUUUGAUGAAUCUUUUAUAAAUUUAGAUUCAAAAAAAGAAAUAUAUAGCCGUAAUAUUGGGCUAUGCAAAAAGGCUUUAAAUUUGGCAAUUUUAAACAAUUCUAGUGAAGCUUUUGAAGAGUUUUUACAACAAUUUAUUAAAAAGCAAAAUAAAAUGUCUACAGAAUCUUCUGAAGAUUCUAAUAAUAUUAAUAAUAUCACAGAUCUGAUUUAG